UAUAUAAAGGUUCUAUUACCUUUGUUCUUCUUCGGGGUAAACCUUGAACAUCCAUUUCAACAUUUGAAAUGAAAAUGGCACGGAUCAUACUUGUGACACUUUUCUUGUUUAACUUGGUUAUUGUUCCUUCUAUAGCUUUGCCAUUUCUUGAGGGCCUUGGAUUUGGUAUUGGAAAUAAUGAUGAUGCACGACAUGAUAAUCAACAAGAAGCACUACCAGUAUUUGACGAUGGAAUCGGAAAUGCAAAGGUUGACGAUGGAUUGGGAACUGGAAAGUUAAAUGGAGACGAUGGACUGGGAACUGGAAAGUUAAUUGGAGACGAUGGAUUGGGAACUGGAAAGUUAAAUGGAGACGAUAAGCUAAUUGGAAAGGUUGUGGUUGAUGGUAGACCUAAACUUAAGGUAGGAUUCUAUAGCCAAACUUGUCCCAAUGCUGAGAAAAUCGUUGCUGCAGCACUCGCUGAAAGUGUUAAGAUUAAUCCAGAGGCAAUUGCUCAACUCCUUCGUCUUCAAUUUCAUGACUGUUUCGUCGUUGGAUGUGAUGCAUCGAUCUUGCUAGACUACUCACCAACAGGAGACAAAGUAGAGAAAGGGUCAAUGUUCAAUGGUCAACUUCUCAAAGGAGCUGACACAGUUGAUGACAUUAAAGAAAAGCUAGAAGAAGAAUGUCCAGGAAUAGUGUCAUGCUCAGACACGUUAGCAUUCUCAAUCAGUGAAGGAAUGCACCUUGCCGGUUUACCUCGUAGAGCGCCUCUUGGCGGCCGUAGAGAUUCGCUCGUUUCUCUCGCAUCCAUCGCGGAAGACAACAAUCUCCCACAGCCUAAUUGGUCAAUCGAAAGAAUGGUUGCACUUUUCAUAAAGAAAGGUUUCACAGUUGAAGAAAUGGUUAUCUUACUGGGUGCACAUUCAAUUGGUUCGGCUCAUUGUGAUGUUUUUAUGGAAAGAAUUUUUAAUUACGAAAACACGAGGAAGCCUGACCCUACACUGGCAGAUCAAGUUGUUAAAGAGUUUCAAGGUAUCUGUAAGAAUGCUGGGACACAGCUAUUUAGAAACCCAACUGUGAAUUUCGAUGAGACUCCAACAGAGCUUGAUAACUUGUUUUACAAGAAUAUGGUGACAAAGAACAAGACGGUCUUGGUUACGGAUUCUAAUUUGAUCAAUGAUCCUAGAACAAUUCCUAUUGUUAACAAGAUGGCGGCUGAGAAUGGUUUGUGGCAAAAGAGAUUUGCUGAGGCUAUGGAUAAGAUGGGUGCUAUGAAUGUUCUUACUGGAAAUGAGGGUGAAGUGAGGACGACUUGUAGGGCCACUAAUAACUAAAUGUGUCUUUUUCAUUAACCUAUGUAUGUUAAAAUUGUCAUCAUGUUUGAUUUUUUUUUUCUUUUUUAUUUUGUUAUGAUAGUGUGAUACAUUAAUGAUACAUGUAAUUUUUCUUUGGAAUUUGUUUUUAAGUAUUGAAAAAAAUUAUUAUAAAUUAUUUUAAUUA
Messenger RNA from Vicia villosa (hairy vetch), 1482 nucleotides. Its product is annotated as peroxidase 57-like. The transcript is spliced from 2 exons. The coding region runs from base 69 to 1316 and encodes 415 amino acids. Gene Ontology annotation, molecular function: peroxidase activity; heme binding. The record is from RefSeq and is a predicted model, not a curated record. Lineage: Eukaryota; Viridiplantae; Streptophyta; Magnoliopsida; Fabales; Fabaceae. Gene Ontology annotation, biological process: response to oxidative stress; hydrogen peroxide catabolic process.